AUCUCAGACAUCAACACCUUUUUUUCCUGCUUCUUAUCCUUCUACCGUCUUCAGCAAAGGACGCACAUUCGUCUCGAUUCCCGCUCCCUUUGGGUAUCAGAAAUUCCUACGUUUUUCCAAGCCCUGUACACGACCUUUUUUUUUCAUCCAUUCACCUCCAGCAUAUACCUAUCUCACUACCCCACAUCUCCAUCAUCCUGACCCAGCCAGGUCUCUACCACAUCCAACAUGGUUGCUGCAGUCGGAAUUGACUUAGGCACGACCUACUCGUGUGUCGGCGUCUUCCGUGAUGACCGAAUCGAGAUCAUCGCCAAUGACCAGGGAAACCGGACCACCCCGUCCUUCGUGGCCUUCACGGACACGGAGCGUCUGAUCGGCGAUGCGGCCAAGAACCAGGUGGCCAUGAACCCCCACAACACCGUGUUCGACGCCAAGCGUUUGAUCGGUCGUAAAUUCUCCGAUCCUGAGGUCCAGGCGGACAUGAAGCAUUUCCCCUUCAAGGUUGUCGACAAGGGUGGCAAGCCGAUCGUCGAGGUAGAGUACAAGGGUGAGCAGAAGCAGUUCACCCCCGAGGAGAUUUCCUCCAUGGUCCUCAUCAAGAUGCGGGAGACUGCCGAAUCUUACCUUGGCGGCAACGUCACCAAUGCUGUCAUUACCGUCCCCGCUUACUUUAACGAUUCUCAACGACAAGCUACCAAAGACGCCGGUCUUAUUGCUGGCCUCAACGUUCUGCGGAUCAUCAACGAGCCCACCGCUGCCGCCAUUGCUUAUGGUCUCGACAAGAAGGCCGAGGGCGAGCGCAACGUCCUCAUCUUCGAUCUUGGUGGUGGCACCUUUGAUGUUUCUCUCCUGACCAUCGAGGAGGGUAUCUUCGAGGUGAAGUCCACAGCUGGUGAUACUCACUUGGGUGGUGAGGACUUCGAUAACCGCCUAGUCAACCACUUUGUCAAUGAGUUUAAGCGAAAGCACAAGAAGGAUCUCUCCACCAACGCCCGCGCCUUGCGACGCCUCCGAACGGCUUGCGAGCGCGCCAAGCGCACGCUUUCCUCAUCUGCUCAGACCUCGAUCGAGAUCGACUCUCUCUUCGAGGGUAUUGACUUCUACACUUCCAUCACCCGUGCUCGUUUCGAGGAGCUUUGCCAGGAUCUCUUCCGAUCCACCAUUCAGCCCGUCGACCGCGUCCUGUCCGACGCCAAGAUCGACAAGGCUCAGGUCCACGAGAUCGUCCUCGUCGGCGGAUCUACCCGUAUCCCCCGCGUGCAGAAGCUCAUUACCGACUACUUUAACGGAAAGGAGCCCAACAAGUCGAUCAAUCCCGACGAGGCUGUGGCCUACGGCGCUGCCGUCCAGGCUGCCAUCCUGUCUGGCGACACCAGCUCCAAGUCAACCAACGAGAUCCUCCUUCUCGAUGUCGCUCCGCUGUCACUCGGUAUCGAGACUGCCGGUGGUAUGAUGACGAAGCUUAUCCCUCGUAAUACCACUAUCCCUACCAAGAAGUCGGAGGUCUUCUCAACCUUCUCCGAUAACCAACCCGGCGUGCUUAUCCAAGUCUACGAGGGCGAGCGCCAGCGCACCAAGGACAACAACUUGAUGGGCAAGUUCGAGCUUACCGGUAUUCCUCCGGCUCCUCGCGGUGUUCCUCAGAUCGAGGUCACCUUCGACCUUGAUGCCAACGGUAUCAUGAACGUCUCCGCUGUUGAGAAGGGCACCGGAAAGUCCAACAAGAUUGUCAUCACCAACGAUAAGGGCCGUCUUUCCAAGGAAGACAUUGAGCGCAUGCUUUCGGAGGCUGAGAAGUACAAGGAGGAGGACGAGGCCGAGGGCCGCCGUAUUAGUGCCAAGAACGGUCUUGAGUCUUACGCCUACUCGCUCCGAAACACUCUGUCCGACUCCAAGGUGGACGAGAAGCUCGAUCCCGCCGACAAGGAGAAGCUGAAGGCAGAGAUUGACAAGAUCGUCUCCUGGCUGGAUGAGAACCAGCAGGCCACCCGUGAAGAGUAUGAGGAGAAGCAGAAGGAGCUCGAGGGCAUCGCCAACCCCAUCAUGAUGAAGUUCUACGGCUCUGGCGGAGCCGGCGGUGUGCCUGGUAUGCCUGGCGCUGGCGGCCCCGGCGGUCCCGGCGGCUUCCCUGGCGCUGGCGGUCCCGGUGCUCACACGGAUGACGGCCCCACCGUCGAGGAGGUGGACUAAACGGCUCCCUCUCCCAUCGUUUCCCCCCAUUUUUCCGGCGUUUUUUUUUCCUCGGGUGUUUUUUUCAUGACACCCUCAGUGGCGGGUUCGGACAUCAUGGGCUUACUCUAGAUUUUCACUGGUAAUGACGAUACAGGGAAAAGUUGCGGUUUUAUGACUUGCAUGGGAUGUAUUCUAGGCAGGAAUCACCCUAGGACGAAGCAAUGAAUUAAUUCAGAAAAGACGCAUA
Durotheca rogersii is the source of this 2419-nucleotide messenger RNA. Its product is annotated as heat shock protein 70 family. Gene Ontology annotation, cellular component: nucleus; cytoplasm; plasma membrane. The transcript is spliced from 2 exons. NCBI's taxonomy places the organism in Eukaryota, Fungi, Ascomycota, Sordariomycetes, Xylariales, Xylariaceae. The coding region runs from base 229 to 2190 and encodes 653 amino acids. Gene Ontology annotation, biological process: cellular response to unfolded protein; protein refolding; vesicle-mediated transport. The record is from RefSeq and is a predicted model, not a curated record. Gene Ontology annotation, molecular function: misfolded protein binding; ATP binding; ATP-dependent protein folding chaperone.